Molecule: messenger RNA, 5013 nt
Organism: Penicillium taxi
Lineage: Eukaryota; Fungi; Ascomycota; Eurotiomycetes; Eurotiales; Aspergillaceae
Product: nuclear pore complex Nup192/Nup205 family protein
Exons: 5
Coding region: 1-5013 (1670 amino acids)
Biological process (GO): nuclear pore organization
Cellular component (GO): nuclear pore; nuclear pore inner ring
Molecular function (GO): structural constituent of nuclear pore
Source: RefSeq, a predicted model, not a curated record
AUGGCAGAGCUUCAGAACAACCUGCAAAGCCUGCGAGGCCUUUACCAGGACCUCUCUGCUAUUUCCACCGGCUCACUUACAAACAUCGAACGUUUAUGCCUCGAAUUGGAGUCGCAUAUUCAUGACUUCCGAAAACUCCUAGACAAACCUGGAAAGAGUAGUGCGAGUCGCCAUAAGGUUCUUUCUGGUAAAAUUACCGUUGGCGAUGUCGAAUACUCGAUCAACGACGAUUUCCAGCAGGGUGCACUGCAGCUAGCCGAUGCUCUGAAUGUUGACGAACUGGAGGCAGCGGUGAUGUUCCUUGCUGCCCAGGAAGACUCGCAGAUGAUAGAUAGAUCGCCUCUGAUCACUGCGAUUAUGCGAUUUCAUGAGCGCCGCCAUUUCCUUCUGGACGGUUUACGUCUUAUAUUUCGCGAGUCCAUCGAAACUGAACGAGAAGUGAAAACCCCGGAAGUUAUGCAGAAUACUUUGGCGUACAUUUUGGAGAUCAGGGACAACCCUAUGCAGAAUGCAUCACUCUACGCGAGGAAAUGUAUGGAUUCCAUGGGGGAUAUUGAGAAAUGGCUGUCACUUCUUGGUGAUCAGGUACAAAAGGCUUCAAUUGUAGGCCAGGAAGACGACCGCGACAUUAUGGAAGCCAUUGAUUACCAGCGCAACAGCCUGCAGAAACAACACGAGUCACUGGGAGCAAUCAUCUUCUAUCUCUUCAAAGGCCCAUACACAAGCUCUGAAGACCUCCGCAUCCUAAUCGGUCAUUUGAAAAAGUUGGAACGCUUUGAUGGGCUGCUGAUCAAUUACGUGCCCGUCACAAUUGCGUCCUUUGUUCAGCACGGGUCUCCAGAGGGGUCUGGCUCCCGUAAGGACGCUCGAAGUCUGAAUUCUGCCAUAAUUACGACCAAAGAUGGCCAGAUGUGGAAGCUGCCCAGUUUUCACGCUGCUGUCAUUGCUCUAUGGUUAUCUGUCUAUAGCGGAUGGUACUUCGAUGACACUCCACCGUCACCUAUCUCGGGAGCUAACCUGGAGAAGGAGGCUGAGUCAAACACGAAGAUUUUCAUGAAUUCCCUUGACGACGGGGCCCUCGACUUCAUGUUAGCAAUCUGUUCCAGUGUCAACAGUGAGGAAUGGGCCGAUCCUGCUCGCAGUGAGCUUGUAGCGCUGCUUCUAAGAGAAAGCGUCAUCUCGUUACCAGAGCUCAUCUCAUGCAAUUCGGGUAUGAAGGGACUUCUGAUGGAAAACUUUGAGGUGUUUGUGGAGUCUUUAAUUGCCAAUAUGCCGGAUGCUGUCCGAAUGCUCAAGUCAGAGGAGGACAAUCAGAGGUUGGACCAGAUCACCGCACUGAGAGAUGGCUUGACAUCCAACCUCCACCGUGGCUUAGUAGAGGCGCGAACUCACCUUGAAUCUUUCCUUAUGAUCAUCUCAUUCGCAUUCGAACAUCGACAAGAUGCUGCCCAGGAAUUUUGGGCUGACCCAGAUGGCAACCUUAACGGAUUCCUUCAGUGGGCAUCGAAGCGUCAGACUGUUCCUCGAGUCAGUGCAUUCUGUGAAAUGCUUUGCUCCAUUUCAGAAGGUGAAGAAAAUGCAAGCGCAGCUCACAGAUUUUUAUCGGAAGAAGACAAGUUUAUGUCCUCCAAGAUGAAACGAUCGACGACUAUGAAUUGGACCCAAAUGUUUGCUGAAUUGGCGCUUUACGCAAAGCGAGUCACCGAGAAGCCUUCCAGUGGUGCUACUCAACAUGAUAUCACGCGCACUCAGAAGCCACAACCUGUAGACAUGAGCGAACCUGAAAGUCCGGUCAUGCUUACCUGCUACCUACGACUAAUGGGACAUCUGUGCAAACAGAGUGGAGUCAUUCGAGACUGGAUGUUGCAAACUGAAUCUUUCCCCGUCAUUAAUACCCUUUUGAAAUUAUGCAAAGGUCCGAUACCAACUCACCUCAGAGCAACCACUUUUACCGCCCUCUCAUCGCUAAUGACCGAUAAAACAUCCGCUAAUGGCAGCAUAAUGUGGCUCGAGCUUGACCACUGGUUGUCAGCUAAACCCGAUAGUUCUGCUAAAGGCCAUGUUAACCCCGGCUCUAACACAUCCCUGUUCAAUGUGCAACAAGCUUUGGCGCAGAUUGGUGAGCGCUUUGAUCAAACUAAUGCGUUUGUGGUCCUGAUCGACUCUCUCGUUGUACCUGCCUUUGACUUGGCUGGUCCUUUACCUCUUUCCUUCCCGGAGUCCCUGGGAGCUACCUACCGUAUGCCAGGGAUCGAGCCUUAUAUCGACUUCAUCCUUGGAAACGCAUUCUCUCGCAAGUUCCCGGAAGUGAACGACUACCAAUCCCGCUUACUAGCUUUCAAUUGCUUGGACUUUGUCGUGGCAGUCUUGACAACCUUCAAUGAAGACCUUGUUGCUGUUCUUAGCCAACCUUCCACUGCCUCUGAAUCCUCAGAGACAACAUCUGCACUCAUCACUUACCUUCGCCUUCACCCAUUCGCUCGUGUUAUGGAAUGGCUUUUCAACGAGGAUGUUUUAAGGGCUCUGUUCGCAACCAGUCAGCAAAGUGUCGAUGAGGUCUGUGGAUCACCAUCCGACUCUGUCUUGGUUCUUGCUCUCCUUCGCAAUGUUCAAGUGAUGAAUCGGAUCCUGGAUCUUCAAUCCACAUAUAAUAAUAUCGUCAAACCUCUGGUCAAAGCCCACUCUGGGGCAAACAGGAUCAACGUUGCUAACUCAUCACUCUCCUGCUUUGAAGAUAGCUUGCUUAAUAAUCUGAUGUUGGUGCCUGCUCUUUGUCUGUACUGCAGCACAGGGCAUCAGGAUCUUACCGUGGCUUCUAUGACUUUGUUGGAAAAGCUCACCAGCUCCCCUAAGCUCAAUAAGAUGUCAUCGCUCGAAAUUGCUAAGUGGCAAUCGUCAAACAAAAUGGUCGAGAUCCUUGCGACCGAGGUUGACAUUGAGAGCGUAGGCCGUUCAUUUGUUUCACAGAUGGCGCCAGAUCCUCGUGAGUUAGAAUGGGGCUCUCAAGCACCUGGUUAUACCAUUCGCGAGCGCCUUCUGGCUCUCUUGACCAGCUGUCUUGGGAUGAUUUCAGAUCGCCCUACCGUUGCUCAUCUCCUCCUUGGCUUCAGCUCAGUGGGAAACAUUCUUGACGUGACCUCUGACGGAUUAUUUGCGAACCAAAUGUCUUUGCUGCAUACAAUCAUCGAAUUUAUGCAGACUUAUCCUGACGCCUUGGAUGGAAGCAUUAUCUCGUGGACUUUGCAUCUCAAGCGCAUGGCUUUUGAAGUGCUCAAUCAUCUCUGGUCCUCAAAGCUUGCAAGCUAUUUCACUCUCGGUGAAAUGCGCUCCCAGGGUUUUUUGAUGAACAUGUUUGCUGGACAAUCGAUCGUUGGUCCAAAUACACUCUGGAACGGCCACCCAAUAUUGUCCGAGGAAUUCUGGCUUACCGAUUCUACCUCGGCCUUGGCUGAAUUCCUGCUCUAUCGAAGUCAUCUACUUUCAUAUGCCGCGACGGAGAUUCGGUCAGCAGCAAAGGCCGGUUCGCCAACUUUACAAACGCAGAUCUUGGCGAUUCUCCUUGGAAACACCACUUUGGAAAAUGGCGAGUCCGCAAAAAGCCCUUCUGUGUUUGAUCUUUUUGAUUUCGCAGACCUCGAUGUUGGGUCGGACUUCAAUCCACCUCAGCUAUCUUUCUUCAAUUGGGAUGAUUUCGAGAUUUAUGCUAGACUAGAAGAGGGCUUGCCGGUAGUUUACAACAUCGCCGCUGUAGAUGAAUUGAUUCGCAUUGAACGCAGAAGGCUUCUGGGUUCUCUUGCACCUCGACCGCAUGAGGAAGAUCAUUUCCAAGCUGAGGCAGACAAAUUGAAACUUUUCCUUCUUGCAACAAAUCAGUCUCGCCACAUCCAAUACAACCGCUAUCUGGCACUCCGAUCUUGGACUGAACUCGUCAUCACAAUCACCAGCUGCUCUGCUCUUGAUGACGCAAGUAGGCCGACCUUUAUCUUGCAUGCUAUUCAACUGAUUCUCCCCAAACUGGAGGCUGCAAUCGAGGCUCCAUCUCCAGAAGCGGUUGAGCUAGCACGCCUCGCCGAAACGUUGGUUGGCAAACUUGCUUCUGACGUCUCUACAUUUUCUUAUUCUCGAAGUGGAGAUAUCAUUGACGAGAAACUUCAUCAACUUUUCCAAGUCGCAAUGCGCGGUGUCAAGUUAGCUUCAGCGGACGUGGAGCUGAGAGAAAUUCUUUAUGGCAUUUGCUCUCACUACAUCUCGCGCAUCACAUCAUCAGACCAAAACCACGAGGGCCUGCGGCGCCAUUGCCAACAGGUCGUAAAGUCCUCGGGUGUUGGUCUCAUUGAGAUUAUUUGCGAUGAUGCCUACACUGGUCAAGAGUCAUGUCGUAGCGCUGCUCUUCUCGCACUUAAUUGUUUGGCAGCCCUGGACAACCGAACCGACUGUGUUCUAGCAGAUUUGAUCUCACAGUCAAAUUAUUUGAACCUUUUCCUCGAUGCUAUCCGAUCCCUGCCCAUUGAAUUACGAAAUGCUCAAGCUGCUGAUACGCCUAUGCUGCUGUCAUUCUACGAAUCGCUGUUGGCUUUGCUCCAGCAGCUUUGUCAAACCAAGAAUGGCGCUAUCUGCGUUCUCAAAUGCGGUCUCUUUGAAUCUGUGCGAGAUUCACAAUUGUUCGCAACUGACCCUGAUAUCGGCAUUGACAUUGACAAUCGCGACUCUCUUCAAAAAUACUACGACCUGCUUCUAUCCAUUAUUCGUGUGAUCGUUUCUGCAAUCUUCUCGCGAGGCAUUCACAAUGAGCAGAUCAAGGCAUCAACGCGUGCGUUCAUCACUGAGAACCGGCCAUGUAUGGUGGGAAUUUUCAAGCGCUUUGCAAAGAUUGGUGGCGGCGCAGCUGCAAGCCAUCAAGAAGUUCUUUGUGAACUGGUCAAGUCUUUCGUGGCUCUAGUGACCGCCACUGAUUUCCUCGAGUUUGAGGAUCAAGAAGUACAACAACAAGCUCGACCGAUGUUGUUUUCAUGA